UUUAGCUCUCAGCACGCGUCGAGCAUAGCGCAAAAAAAAAUAUUUAAAACGCUAAGCCGAAUAUGAUACAAAAUAUUAAUACACGGCAAUAAGAAAAUCGCCAAUUGAAAAUUGUUGCAGAAAGUGCAAAAAUCCCAUUAAAAGUUAUACAAAUUAAAAACAAAAAGUGCAAAAAUGUGCGAAAAUCGCCUAAGGAGGUCGUCAGCUAUUUUGUUGCUUUUGCACUUCCUCUGCUGUCUAACAAAAGGCGCAGCCAUAAAAUGUUUUGUUUGCGACUCCAGCGAUAAUCCUAGCUGUGCGGAUCUCGGCACCAACUCGAGCAUUGUUCCCGAGGAAUGCACAUUGGACAAAAUGAAAUCUCUGGACACCUGGCUAUUCGAUUUGAACAAGUUCUCCUACUUCGAUAACGGGGGCAACAAAAAUCCGCUGAUGAACUGCCAAAAGGUUGUGGCCAAAGAUCCUGAUACGAGAAAGUUGGUCACCGCACGCUUCUGUCAGCUGGACACUGGCGACUCGAAUGCCUGCGAAAUUCUGCGCUCUAAGCUGAAGAUCACCAGCGAUAGUGGCAGUCAGCGCGGUCAGCAGCGACGCCGUGAACGGGAUCAGCAGCAGCAGCAGCGACGCAAAGGAUAUGGCCAGGAUGCUGAGGAGGAGUCGCCCGAGGAGCAGUUCUUUUGUGACAUCUGCAAAAUGGAUCGCUGCAACGGCGCUGCCGCCGUAACGCUGACGUCAUGGAUGGGCGUAAUAGGCGUGCUGCUGUUGUUACUGCCACGCCCAUUUUACUGCUGAAGCGGUGGGGUCGAAAUUGAGGCAUGGACGGGGCUGGUUGCAUUUAGGUUGAGUUACCGUUUACCAUUUACUUUGUAAAUAUUCGAGCGCCCAUUGAGCGACAGACAUCAUUGAAAAAGAAGUAAAAACAAAAAAAGAAGAAGAAAAAUACACACACCACCCACCAGGGGGCAGCCCCUCCUCCUCCUCCUCGAAAGACCACCAAGCUGGCCGUUAAAGCCAGCACGGCCCUAGAAAUGUAAGUGACAGCAAACACACAGAUACACAACACACAGACACAUAAAUACCCACAGAUACGGAUGCAGAUACACAGCUAAAGAGAUACAGAUACAGAUACAGAUACAGAUAUAUACUACUCCCAUGCUGCUCCGCCUGCUCCCCGCAGUGGCAAUCGCUUUGUGUCCAAGCAAAUAUGCCAAUUUCAAUUAACAGUCAGCUUGGGCAAUAACAAAUAAGCCAUUAGAAGAAAGUAAUCCGAUGUGCAUAAUUGUCUGCCAAAAUGUAAAGGGAUAUUUGAAAAACUGAAAAAUAUUUAAAAACUUGGAAAAUCAAAAUUGCUCAUCAUCUUUUGACAGAUAAUUACGCAGAUAGCUUUAUAAUCCGAUCCGGGCAGCGAUUUACCCAGAGAGCUUAACAACCGACUGAGUUACUUGGAUAAAUGAUUUUUGGCUUUAUCGACUUGGCUUUUGUUGCCGAUCAAAUUGAUGGAAAAUUUAUUACAUUUUCAAUAACAAAACUUUGCCAGGAAGUUAGUAAAAAAUGGAUCCCCAAAACAAUGAAUAUGACUUUAUUGAGUUGUAAUUUGCAAUUGUUAAUGAGCUGUUUAAUUGUGGGAUGCGAAAUGAAUUCACCAAAGGCCUUUAAUUUUCUAUUGUUCACAUUGUAAGCAAGUGUUGAAUAUACAUAUAUAUAUACAUAUAUAUAAUCGUAUUUAAUAUAAACAUCUAAUGGUAACAUGAAGUAACCAAAUACAAAUGCCUGAUUUUGAGUUGGGCUAGCUUCAAAUCGGUUCAAAACUGUUAAAUAAAAAAACAUAAAUUUUAUUUAAUGUUAAAAUUUGUUUUAUUUUUUUUAUUGUAAUUUAUUGUAUGUACUAUGUGUAUUUUUAAGUAGAGAGAUCAUAAAAUAGAUAUGCUUGAAAAGAGAAAUUAUAAGCAAACUAAUCAAAAAUGUUGAACAAAUUAUUGCAAAUGAAAAAGAAAAGAAAACUCAGACCUUUCUAGACUCUUUCCGAGCUUAAAUCAAAAUAAUGAAUAACAUUUAUUUCAUAAUUUUAGAAGCCAUUUUCAUUUGUACGGAAAGAGUAAAUGAAUCUUAUGAAAAAUGCUUGCAACAUUUUUAUUUAAAUGUUUCAGCAAAGUUAAGCAAAACAACCAAAGCAAUAACCUUAAAAUAUACACAUUAGAAUAAAAAUGUAUUUAUAUGAUUUUCAAAAAAACACGCAAAAACAAUCAGCAAAAUGUGUGAAGAAAAACGAAAACAAAAGCAAAGAAAACUAAAAGUGCAACAAAUGUUAAUUAAAUGUGCAAUUAGGAAAGUUGAACAAAGCAAUACUGAAACUAAUAAGAAAUAAACUAAUAAGUGUUUACGUCCCACAGAAAUAAAGCAAUAAAAAGAAGUCCAACUUGA
Drosophila grimshawi is the source of this 2418-nucleotide messenger RNA. RefSeq lists its product as uncharacterized. The transcript is spliced from 4 exons. Bases 175 to 789 code for a protein of 204 amino acids. NCBI's taxonomy places the organism in Eukaryota, Metazoa, Arthropoda, Insecta, Diptera, Drosophilidae. The record is from RefSeq and is a predicted model, not a curated record.